AUUGGCGCGAGGGUUUGAAGUUUCAUAGCAGAAAAAAUGGAGGAAGAAUACGAUGAUGCAGAGGUUGAAGAAGAGUUUUCAGUUUGGAAGAAAAACACUCCUCUGUUGUACGAUCUCUUCAUUUCUCACCCUCUUCCAUGGCCUUCUCUUACUGUUCACUGGCUUCCCUCUUCUCCUCAACCUCACUCUCACCCUUCCUUCAAUAUCCAAAAACUCGUUCUCGCUACUCACACUUCCCAAGGUGAACCCAACUUCCUCAUGCUCGCAGAUGCGACCCUCCCCGUGGACGCCGCACAACCCAUCAUUGCCUCCGAUCUUAACUAUCCUGUUAUUCCCAAGAUAGAGAUUACCCAAAAGGUUCCUGUUGAUGGGGAGGUGAAUCGAGCGCGUUGUAUGCCACAAGACGCUAGUAUUGUUGCCGCGAAAACUUGUAAUUCUGAGGUUUAUGUGUUCGAUUUCGCCAAGCAAUGCAAGAAUGAGUCUGGUCCUAAUUUGAGGUUGAGGGGUCAUGAUAAAGAGGGUUAUGGUUUGUCUUGGAGCCCUUUCAAGAAAGGGCAUCUUUUAAGUGGUUCCCAUGACCAUAAGGUUUGCUUGUGGGAUGUGCCUGCUGCAUAUCAAGAGAAUGUGCUUGAUGCAAUUCACGUUUAUGAGGCCCAUGAAAGUGUGGUUGAAGAUGUGUCCUGGCAUUUGAAGGAUGAGAAUUUAUUUGGGUCCGUCGGUGAUGAUUGCAAAUUGAUAAUUUGGGACUUGCGAACAAACAGACCCCAACAAUCUGUCAAACCACAUGAGAGGGAGGUGAACUUUCUUUCUUUCAAUCCAUACAAUGAAUCUAUUUUGGCUACCGCAUCUUCAGACACCACCAUUGGUCUCUUUGAUAUACGGAACCUUACAGUGCCGCUACAUGUUUUAAGUAGCCACACAGAUGAGGUAUUCCAGGUAGAGUGGGAUCCUAAUCAUGAGACCGUGUUGGCAUCGUCUGGCGCUGACAGAAGGCUGAUGGUUUGGGACCUUAACAUGGUCGGGGAUGAGCAGAUAGAGGGAGAUGAAGACGGUGGCCCACCCGAACUACUCUUUUCUCACGGGGGUCACAAAGGGAAAAUAUCAGAUUUUUCGUGGAACAAAAAUCAGCCAUGGGUUAUCUCAAGUGUAGCUGAGGACAAUUCUUUCCAUGUCUGGCAAAUGGCCGAGAGCAUUUACAAUGAUGAUGAUGAUGACACGUGGAUGGCCGAUGACUAACAUUAACGGGACACAGGCUCAAAGGCGAAGCUCUUACUACCAUUGCUUUGCUGUUAGAAACUCUGGUACUUUGAUUUUCACUACCAUGUUUUUUGUUUUGUGCAAUUUUCUUGUUGCGACCACGUAACGGCUGGAACAGUGAUACAUCGUAGUAUCGUUGUCAGACAUGAAUUCACUUUUAUGUGCAGAAUAGAUCUAUUGAGUUUGUAUAAAACUACAUAGUGAUUCCUAUGAGAUAAUCCAACUAUGUGCGCGUGGCUGCAUGCUUGCAAUGAGUGUUUUUCCUUUUCUAUACACAAUCGACAAUGUUCUU
Messenger RNA from Abrus precatorius (Indian licorice), 1549 nucleotides. Its product is annotated as WD-40 repeat-containing protein MSI3-like. The record is from RefSeq and is a predicted model, not a curated record. Gene Ontology annotation, biological process: regulation of gene expression. Bases 37 to 1236 code for a protein of 399 amino acids. Gene Ontology annotation, cellular component: nucleus. The transcript is spliced from 6 exons. Gene Ontology annotation, molecular function: histone binding. NCBI's taxonomy places the organism in Eukaryota, Viridiplantae, Streptophyta, Magnoliopsida, Fabales, Fabaceae.